Molecule: messenger RNA, 1459 nt
Organism: Xenia sp. Carnegie-2017
Lineage: Eukaryota; Metazoa; Cnidaria; Anthozoa; Malacalcyonacea; Xeniidae
Exons: 7
Coding region: 232-1170 (312 amino acids)
Source: RefSeq, a predicted model, not a curated record
UACGUCUACGCUUGAAUGAUUCUAAACGAAAACAGAGAUCGUUGUUCAAAAGCUGAUUUUCAACAGACAAAGGCUUUUUUCCUACACGCAAAAAUUUAUUUACUUAUAUUUAUUCAUCUGUAUAAUCUUUUAGGAGCUCAGCGAAAACGGUGAUUGUCGAAUAUGCAAGUGGUAUUUCUCAAUUUUCAAAGCAUCUUCACAGCAUAAGCAAACACUAUUUACUUGGUAAUUAUGAAAAGAUAUAUGAUGCUGCUUAUGUCAAUAGUUGUGGUAUUAAAAUGUUUUUUUCCAUCGACAGGAGCAAGAGUUUCAAAACAUGGUCUCAACAAGAAGGUGGAAGUGGAAAGGGCGUCGAACCCAGUGAAAAAAGGAUUGAACAUAUUUCAUACGACAAACAACAUUCAAGAUCUCAUUCAGAAUCCAUCGGCAAUAGAUCGUGAGGAGUUAAAUGAAAUAAGUCGACUGGACAGUAUGAAUGACCUAAUUGUGAAUCCACAAAUUAAUGACGAGACGCAAAGCCUGGCACGACAGGGUCUGGAUCCAAGAAUUGCAAUGCAAAUCUCAAAAAUGGACCACAACCUGAACGAUAUUCUCGGUCCUAAGCGCCCAAGCUCACAAAAAAAUACGAACGCAGAACAAAAAGGUGACAUUUUUAAUGACUACGGCGAGGAAUACAACCCUGAUGGCAGUUUAAACAUGAAGAGCAGCGAUUGGCCUGAGUACCAAAUAAAAGACACUUACCCUUAUAGGAGCAUUCAUCAUGAGGGACUUGACUCCACGUUCCCAGGCAACAAUGAUGCCGGUCGUUUCCACAACGCGGGCGGAGAAAUAUCGCCCGAAAUCUCACAGGCCGCGCUUUAUUCGAACCCAAUUCCCGGUCAUAAAAAUUACCUUUCUCUCGGCAUGAACAUCGGCAUGGACAAACCCCAGGAUGCUUCGCAAAUGUCACGAUUUGUCGAAGAUGUGACGAGCGGAAAAUCGAUGGACAAAAAUUUGUUGAGUCCUGCGUUUGGAAAGCCCGUGGCGAAAGGUGCGGGAUUUCGAAUUCCAGGGGAGUUUAGCUUCAAGGGAGAUCAGAAGCCGUUGCCAGAUAAACAGCAGGAGGCGAACUUCAUCAAGAAUUUUAUGAGCUCAAGAAAAAACAAAAUCCAACGGAAAAAGACACAAUAGAGAGCUCAAAGAAGAAAAGCAAAAGAUAAGUGGACGCAAAACAAAGAAUGGUCUUUUUCAUUAUUUAUACCAUUGCUCCUGGGAUCAAAGCUCCUGUGAACGACGUUGCAGGAGUCCUAUUUAUUGUAGAUUAACAUGAGCCAAUUGACAUGAACGUAUUCCCCAUCACCGUAGAGCAGUUUGCUGUUCGUUGUCUUGGAAAAAGGGUUUACUUUAUUUCACAUUUUGUAAACGGUCACUGCAUGGUAAACGAUUUAAUGAUGAAAGAAAAUAAAUGUAAAGAAUAAAA